Arachis stenosperma is the source of this 1185-nucleotide messenger RNA. RefSeq lists its product as uncharacterized. The record is from RefSeq and is a predicted model, not a curated record. Gene Ontology annotation, cellular component: membrane. Bases 1 to 1185 code for a protein of 394 amino acids. The transcript has 5 exons. Gene Ontology annotation, molecular function: DNA helicase activity. Gene Ontology annotation, biological process: DNA repair; telomere maintenance. Lineage: Eukaryota; Viridiplantae; Streptophyta; Magnoliopsida; Fabales; Fabaceae.
AUGAGUGAGCUGAUUAUGAUUAUGCCCAAAGUUCAUAUGUUAGUGGUUGACAUUUUUGACAUCUCUAUGGUUGUUUCUUUGUUUUUGUUUGUGAUAGUAGUUCUGAUAAAACGUCCGGAUCAGGACUCUACUAUUUAUCAACUCGCUUUUCAUGUUGGACUCAAAGGGCAUUAUAGUGGGAGCAAUGAAAAGAAGUAUUUUAUUCACAACCAUUUGAAAUUCACUGUCAAGUAUCAUAGAGAUUUGCUAAUUGAAUCUGCUAGAAUUGUGGGCUUUCAGGUGAAGCCAUUCAGUAUAUGUCAUGUGCUAUCUGAAGAUGUACUAUACUCACAAAGGAAAUGCAUGCAAUGCGAAGAGAAGAAACUUCAGGCCAAUGGUCGCUCUCUCAAAGAGUAUGAUCAGAUGCCUCUACCAACUCUGGAUGUUAUCGAUGGAUUAGAUGACAGAAUGUUGAUGGACGAGCUUAACUUUGACUUAUCAUCUCUAAAGGACGAGACCCUUUCAGCUGCAAUUCGUAGUGAAGGUCAUAUUGUGCUCAAUGUUACAUCAAGUGGCAUUGCCUCUCUACUCCUUCCAAAUGGGCGUACUGCGCAUUUCAGGUUUAAGAUACCCUUGGAUAUAAAUGAGGACUCAAUAUGUUGCAUUAAACAAGGAAGUUUAUUGGCAAGGUUGGUCUUCAAGGCUAAACUGAUCAUUUGGGAUGAGGCACCAAUGUUGAACAAACUUUGUUAUGAAUCACUGGAUAAGUGCUUGCACGACAUACUUAGGUUCGAGUCUUACUACAAUGCAGAUUUGCCUUUCACGGGGAAGGUUGUCGUCCUAGGCGGAGACUUUAGACAGAUACUACCUGUCAUUCCAAUAGGACCACGUCAAGAAAUUGUGCAUGCUUCAAUAAACUCUUCAUAUUUGUGGCGCUUCUGCCAGGUCCUUACACUAACGGAAAACAUGCGACUAACAAUGGGAACGAAUGUAUCUGAGGUAAGUAUGAUCAAAGAAUUUGCUAACUGGCUACUGAAAAUUGGUGAUGGGUUGGUAGGGGACUCAACAGAAGGCGAAUCAGAGGUGGAGAUUCCAAAAGAAAUGUUAAUACGUGAUAGUGCAGAUGCAUUUUGUGAAUUGAUGAUAUUUGUCUAUCCAAAAUUGUUGAGCAACAUUAACCGCAUGGGAUACUUUAAGGAAAGAUAA